Penicillium canescens is the source of this 1194-nucleotide messenger RNA. RefSeq lists its product as uncharacterized. The record is from RefSeq and is a predicted model, not a curated record. The coding region runs from base 1 to 1194 and encodes 397 amino acids. Lineage: Eukaryota; Fungi; Ascomycota; Eurotiomycetes; Eurotiales; Aspergillaceae. The transcript has 2 exons.
AUGUCAGGGAAGAUCGACACCAACAAUGACAUUUACAGGCUCGCCGCCUGCCCUUUCAUUAUGGAAAGAAAGGGAGACUACGAUGAUGCUAUUCGGAUGUACAAAAGCGCAAUCGACAUUCUAGGUGAGGCGACAAAGACGUUCAAGAAAGGAAACGUGCGCAAGGUCAACCGCAAGAUGUUCGAGCGCCAAGUCCAGGUUCAUCGCGAGCGCCUAGCUUAUCUAGAGAGGUUGAAAAAGAAAGGUAGUUAUGAGGGCAUAAUAUUGCCGCCAACGAUCUUGGAUGCAAUGGAAGAAGUGGAGAAACAGAACGAAAAGAGUUGGACACUGACUCAGAUUCGCAAAGAUCUACACGCUUUUCGCGGAGAGGGCCUCAACACAACUGGAGCGGAUAUCAGCACAGCUCCACAACACCUUCAACCGUUUCUCAAUACCGACCCGUCCACACGUCCAUUCUUCUCAUUGACUCUCUCACCUUCAGCACCCACGGUCACAUAUCGUAUAACCCAUUCAUCGGAGCUAGUCGAUUUGGGCCUGCGGUCACACUGGUUUUUUGUGAAAGAUUCGACAAAUACGCACGUCCUGUAUGCCCUCCAAUGCCUCUGGAGCAACGAAGUCCCAAUCGUCGAAACCGUCCUGCGACGCGCAGGCGAAUUCCUCCCCCAGAUCGGUGCGACGAGCGUCAAGCUACGAAAGCAGAAAGGCGGUACAUUCCGCAUGGAGACACGCACUAUCCCUGAUAUGGGCGCUAUAAUCGAAAUCCCGGAUGGCGAGAUGCAGCGUAAAGAUUGGUCGCCUCGUCGGUUUGAGUAUGGGGGGCGGAACUUUGUGUGGAAAAGCGGGGGUGCGGAUGGGAAGAAGGGGGAUGGCGGGAUGUUUGGGGCAUUCGGGUUUGCUUGGGAGUCUUUAUAUGAGACGAAGCGGGUUUGGGCUAAGGGUGGGAGUCGGACUGGGAAGAUGGAGGAUGAGACUGUUGGUCCUAAGCUUUGCUGGGGUGAGAAGAAAAGUGGUGAUGGAGCUGAUCAUAGUAUGCAUAUGGUUGCGGGGUUGGAUUUGUAUUUCAGGGAGCAUUUGCUUGCUGUGCAGUUGUCGAGGUUGGCGCGUGUUAGUUACCCUCCUGCUAAGGAUACUACUGGGGUUGAAGUUGCUGCUGCUGGGUUGGGAUGGCUGUCUAUUGUCAGUUCAUUGGCUUGA